Molecule: messenger RNA, 1494 nt
Organism: Papaver somniferum (opium poppy)
Lineage: Eukaryota; Viridiplantae; Streptophyta; Magnoliopsida; Ranunculales; Papaveraceae
Product: probable mediator of RNA polymerase II transcription subunit 19b
Exons: 7
Coding region: 355-981 (208 amino acids)
Biological process (GO): positive regulation of transcription by RNA polymerase II
Cellular component (GO): mediator complex
Molecular function (GO): transcription coregulator activity; transcription factor binding
Source: RefSeq, a predicted model, not a curated record
UCCUCUUUGUUCUUCUUCUUGACAUAUCCAACUUUCUUCUCUCUUCCUUGGUUAAAAAAAAAAAAAACUUUCUUCUCUCUUGAAAAUCCAAAAUACUAGUAAUAGUAAUCGAAUCAGUGAAUUCCAAUUUCCUUUCUAGAUUUUGGGUCCCCCAAAUUCCACAUUUGUCAUCAGAUUCUGAAAAUACCCCAACUUAUUAAUUCUGUAGUUGUUUCAGGUUUUUGAUUGAAUUUGUUGCAGAAAGGAAACCCUAAUUGAGAGUGGGCGGGUGGGGAUUUCACCAAGAGAUUAUCAAUUGGGGAUUAUAUGGAUGAUAAGAGAUAAGAACACCCAGCCGUUUUUCCUGCUGCUGUAAUGGAUUCUGAAGGAAAGAAGUUUGGAAGAGGACCGAGGGAGCUUACUGGGGCUGUAGAUCUUAUAAAUCACUACAAAUUGUGGGCACACCAUGAUUUCUUUUGCAAGAGAUCACUUCCUUUGUCAAUCUCGGACACCCACUAUCUUCACAGCGUAGUUGGAGAUACAGAAAUUAGGAAAGGAGAGGGGAUGGAGUUGGACCAGCUCUGCCAGACCACAUCAUACACAAGAGAGACAAAAGCUCGGAUACAGCCCUUUGAUAUGGAUAUACUCAAGCAAGCGUUUCUUCUGAAGGAAACAACUCCCAUUGAUCUUCCUUCAGAAGAGAAAGGGAUCCCUACCAUUGCAGGAAAAUCAAAAAGUGAGUCUAAAGACAAGGAUAGGAAGCACAAAAAGCACAAGGACCGGGAUAAGGACAAAGAGCACAAGAAACACAAACAUCGUCACAAGGACAAGGACCGAAGUAAAGACAAAGACAAGGAAAAGAAGAAAGAUAGAAGUGGGCAUCAUGAUAAGAAGAGGAAGCAUGAUGGCGGAGAGGAUACUGGUGAUUCCCACAAACACAAGAAGAGCAAGCAUAAAAGCUCAAAAACCAGUGAAAUGGUCGGAAUUAAAGUCGGCAGCUGAUUAGAUAUAAGUGUCUUCAUUUUUGAUGCCAUGGUGUACAAAUGAGAGGAGGGGUUCAUUUCAUUCACUACACUUCUUACACUUGUAUCCAGAUCUCUGCCUUGAUUCUUCUUAAGGCCAGCCAGUUAAAGAGCUAGAAGUCCCAGAUACAAAGAUUUUGCAGAUUUCUUUUUAUUGUUUCAGAGAUGUCUUCAAGAUUAGGAGUCAGGUGGUCGCAGUACCAGGAAGAUAAUAAUUUUUCCGGCUGCAGUUAUCAGCGCCGUCAUCGAAUUUCAAAAGUUAACACACGUGAACUGUGAUUAAGAAGAGCAUAUUAGUUGUAACUUUUUUCAGAGCUUCAUGGAACUAGCAUUAGUCUUAUAGUACUAAAGGAUAUAAGCGUCCAAUAAGUUUUAAAUACAUCAUGUAUCUCUUUACAUCUUAGUCCCAUGCUAAUGUGAGGUGGGAAUUUUGGCAUGUCUCCUGAUAUACUAAAUACUCCAUUUUUGGUGCAUCUUGGUUGUUACUUUGGCA